Molecule: messenger RNA, 384 nt
Organism: Pipistrellus nathusii (Nathusius's pipistrelle)
Lineage: Eukaryota; Metazoa; Chordata; Mammalia; Chiroptera; Vespertilionidae
Source: the annotation of a GenBank genome assembly
AUGGUGCCCCUGCUGCUGCUGCCCCUGCUGUGGGGGGGGGGGUCCCUGCAACAGAAGCCAGGCUACCAGUAUAAGCUCCAAGUGCAGGAAACAGUGACAGUGCAUGAGGGUCUGUGCGUCCAAGUGCCCUGCUCCUUCACCUACCCUUGGAGUUCGUGGUCUUAUAGAAACCUCUACACCUACUGGUACCGCGAUGGAGACAACACAAUCUCUGAUGAUCCUGUGGCCUCAAGCAAACAAUAUGGAAAAGUGAAGGCAGAAACGAAAAACCGAUUCAUCCUCGCAAACCCGAGUUCUGACUGUUCCCUGAUCAUCACAGACGCCAAGAUGACUGACACAGGAUGCUACUUCUUCCGAGUGGAGAGAGGAAACUGUGAGAUAUAA